Abrus precatorius (Indian licorice) is the source of this 2689-nucleotide messenger RNA. RefSeq names its product tRNA (carboxymethyluridine(34)-5-O)-methyltransferase. Gene Ontology annotation, molecular function: S-adenosylmethionine-dependent methyltransferase activity; tRNA binding. The record is from RefSeq and is a predicted model, not a curated record. Bases 346 to 1470 code for a protein of 374 amino acids. The transcript is spliced from 2 exons. Gene Ontology annotation, biological process: tRNA wobble uridine modification. Gene Ontology annotation, cellular component: nucleus; cytoplasm. Lineage: Eukaryota; Viridiplantae; Streptophyta; Magnoliopsida; Fabales; Fabaceae.
UUUCUUCUCUAUUCAAUCACGAUCCCACCUGGUAACUGGUAAGCACUUUUUUCCUUAAUGUCCCUUUGAAUAGAUUCGCCUAUAAACUCUCCUCGCCUAAUUCUUAUCUUUCGAAAGUUGAGACCUUUAAGCCUCAGUUUCCUUUGGGUUUUGUUCAUUCUAACCUAACCCUUUUCACUAUCUUCUCAUUUGGUCAUUUCAUUACAAGUGCACAUAUUUGCAUAUUUUGGUUUUGGGUUUUUUCUUUUGUAUAUGAAUGAAGAACUAUUGGGUUAUAGAUUUUAUAUAUAAAUAAAUAAGCUUCUAACCUUUUGCAGGUGAUAUCUGGUACACUAUGGUAGGUUAAUGCUUUAUACUGCUCUAAAAGCAAGUAGAUUCUUCUACCAGCCUAGGGUAACCCUUGGUUUGUCCAUUACCAUUAGUGAUUCUGUUCAUCAUUCAGGAUUUUGUUCAAUGAAAGAAAUCGAUUCUGAGGUGAAUUCUAGUUUGUGUACUCUUGCCCCCAGUACAGAACCCUGCAUCACAGAUUCUUUAUCAGUUAGUGGGAACCGUACCACGUCAUCUAUAAGUGUACAAUCCACCCCUGAAAUUGAAAAGAAGUUUGUGCAUCAUGUUUAUGAUGCUAUUGCUCCACAUUUCAGUUCCACCCGGUUCGCCAAGUGGCCAAAGGUUGCUGCUUUUUUGUCAUCAUUGCAAUCUGGAUCACUUGUUCUGGAUGCAGGAUGUGGGAAUGGAAAAUACUUAGGUUUAAAUCAUGAUUGCUUUUUUAUAGGAUGUGAUAUAAGUCCUUCCUUGAUUAAAAUAUGCUCAGAUAGAGGGCAUGAAGUUUUGGUUGCAGAUGCUGUGAAUCUUCCGUACAGAACUGGUUUUGGUGAUGCAGCAAUAUCUAUAGCUGUGUUACAUCAUUUAAGCACUGAAAAUAGAAGGAGAAAAGCAAUAGAAGAAUUGGUCAGAGUUGUUAAAAAGGGUGGUCUUGUUCUGAUUACAGUUUGGGCUGUAGAACAAGAGGAUAGUUCGCUGAUUACAAAAUGGACUCCACUGACGGAGAAGUAUGUUGAGGAGUGGGUCGGACCAGGAAGUCCUCGUGCUCGGCCCCCCUCAUCCUUAUCAUUAGAAAGUAUUCCUGAAAGUGAGGAGAGUGGCUCUGGUGAGCUUAUGAAAGUUUGCAAUGAGUCAAGAGCAUCAAGAGUUUUUGAGGAAGAAAUAAAUAUGAAGAAUCAACAGGAAUACUUUGUUCCUUGGCAUUUACCUUAUCAUCGUGCUGAAAUAAGUGGUGCUUCUGCCCAUGCUCUUGCUGCUGGUCUGGCAACUAAAGAUGACAAAAAGGGUGCUGUGGUGUAUAAUAGAUAUUAUCAUGUUUUUAGUGAAGGCGAACUUGAAAGUUUGACAACUGGAAUAAACAAUGCUAGAAUUGUUGAUCAGUUUUUUGAUAAAUCCAACUGGUGUAUUAUUCUUGAGAAGACGAUAUGACUAAGAAAGAAACCCAUUUGAUAUCUCACGGAACAAAAUUGGGCUGCCACUGCCUCUAGACAUCUGUCCAACGUAUCAUCCUCAAGCUGGUAUAGCAGGAAGGAGUGUAGUAUAACAGCUUUUACACCAUUUAUCCUGCAACUUAACUUUGUCUGGCUUCUAGCUUGCUGUCAAUAAUAAAAAAAUGGACAGCUGCAGAGCUUGGACGUAAAUGAUUCUCUAACCAUUAAAGCUACCACAAGUUAUUGUUUUUAUUGUUCUUUUUGCAAAACCCAAUUUUGGUUGUAACAAUAGGGCAUGAAGGACACCACUAUUAUGUGUGUUGGUGUUAUAGCUGGUACUCUGUCUACCCAAACAAUGCUGAACAUCUUUUAGCCACCUACAGGAGCGUUUUUACAAUGAUUUCAUGUAUUGAGCAAUUUAGUUGAUGGUUGGAUCCCACUACUUUGUCAUGAUUUGCUCUUUCAUUAUCAGUCUCAAGGGAAUUCAAAAUCUUACGAGGCUAGCUUCUAGCCCCUUCUUCAAUAUCCCUUUUGUGAUUAGGCCAUCGGCAGACAUGUGAGGAGGGUCUUUGGUUCCGUAGGUAGCAUAGAGUGCAUAAUAGUUGGAUUCCAAAAAGUAAAAAACACUGCGCAAUUUAAAACAUGAACUUGUAUUUACAUAUCGAAUGCGGUAGCCAGAGCUGAAUGUUGCCUUAGACAGCGGCCAGGUUGUUGCAGUGAGCUACUUGUGAUUUUAUUAUGCCUUCGAUGCAGUGGUUGCUGCCCAAAUGUCUAAGAAGCAACAUUUGAAUAAAACUGACCGUUGCAAACGAGCCGCACCGUUUUCAAAAUUUUUUUAUCCGGCGUUUGUGCUUUAAGGCACUCGAUUGUCAGCUGCUCCCUACGUUGGGUGAAGGAAAAUCGAGAAGCUAUGGUUUCGCACUGUUUACACUCACCUAUGACUGUACGGCAAUAAAUUCGUUGCUUAAGUUCUUAUAUUCCACUUUUAGGAGUAAAGGAGAAAUAUGCAUGUUAUUGUUGCAAAGAUAAGGAGAAAAACUGUUCUUGUUUGAUUAUUGCCCGUCUUAAAAGUUGUCUACGUUUCCACUACAAAGUCAAGGACUAGAGGAGAAAUAUAUUUGUUAUUAUUGUGAACACAAGGAGAAAGAACUCUGAUCUAUUAUCUCACUUCUUGUUUGAUUGCCUGUUUUAAAAGUUUCGUAUAGACUCUAUCCAUU